Messenger RNA from Caenorhabditis sp. 36 PRJEB53466, 3907 nucleotides. The record is from the annotation of a GenBank genome assembly. Lineage: Eukaryota; Metazoa; Nematoda; Chromadorea; Rhabditida; Rhabditidae.
AUGGGUGUCCUGAGCCUUACGGUCUCCAGCGCCGAGAAGGGCGUCAAGAAGACGAUGCAGUUCGAGCCGUCCACACUUGUUUACGACGCAGCCAAACUGAUUAGGGACAAAUUCAAUAUGACCGAUGUGAACCGUAAGACACCAGACGAAAAUGGUUCACGUCAACAAUUUCAGUUCCCAAUUUCAGAUAAUGAUUAUGGCCUGUUCCGAGUGGAAGACGAUCCGACAAAGUGCGCGUGGAUGGAAGGCGGUCGGACGCUCGAGUACUAUCUCGUGAGGAACAAGGAUGAGAUCGAGUACAAGAAAAAGAUCCGGUUGCUGAAGGUUCGCAUGCUCGACGGAGCAGUCAAGACGAUUUCCGUGGACGAGAGUCAGCCGGUCUCGCAGCUGAUGCUCACCAUCUGCAAUAAGAUCGGAAUCUCGAACUACGAAGAGUACAGUCUGGUCCGAGAUGACCUCCUUCUCAACGGAGCCAGCAAUUCCACGUGGAAUCUCAGAGAAGAGAGAUCAAAGAGCACGGAGAGAGGAGUGUACGGAACGAUGGGAAGGAAAAAGGAGCAGAAGCUGGAAGAGCUUAGAAAGAAAUUGCACACGGACGAAGAACUUCCGUGGCUGGAUCACAAGAAGACCCUCAGAGAGCAGGGAAUUCCAGAGGAAGAGACGCUGAUCCUCAGAAGAAAGCUCUUCUUCAGUGACACCAACGUCGACUGCCACGAUCCAAUUCAGCUGAACCUUCUCUACGUACAGUGCCGAGACGGUGUCCUCAGAGGACUUCAUCCAGUUCAAAAGGAGACCGCUUUUCAGCUGGGAGCCUAUCAGGCUCACAUUCAGUACGGAGACUUCCCCUACGAAAACCCAAAGUUCCAUUUGGACGUACGAGAUGUCCUUCCGAAAGAGUACCACAAGAGCAAAGACAGUGACAAGGUUGUCGCCUUCUACAAAGAGCUGAGUGGAACUCCAGAAAUCGACGCGAAGAGCAAGUACGUUCAUUUGUGCAGGGAGCUGAAGACGUACGGAGUCACAUUCUUCGUCGUCAAGGAGAAGAUGGUCGGGAAGAAUAAGUUGGUGCCGAGACUUCUGGGAGUGAACAAGGACAGCGUGAUGCGGGUGGACGAGAAGACGAAACAGAUUCUCAAGGAGUGGCCGUUGGAGCAAGUGCGCAGAUGGGCUUCCUCCCCAAAGACAUUCAAUUUGGACUUUGGAGACUACCAGGACGGAUACUACUGUGUGCAAACCGCCGAUGGAGAGAAGAUCGGACAGUUGAUCGGAGGCUACAUUGAUAUCAUUCUCAAGAAGAGAGAAACUCGCGACCACCGAGGAAUCGAGGGAGACGAAGGAUCCACAAUGCUCGAAGAUAUGGUUGCUCCGGCCAAGGCGACGCUGGUGGCUCACGGACAAAUCGGAGGUGGACAGCACGCGACGGACGGAUUGGUGGCGGUGAGAGGAGUGCUGAGGACGCCACAAGGCGGCCAUGGAUACGGUAUCAACGGAGCACAGUACGGAGCUGUGAGCGGAGAGAUUGUCUCGCAAGAAUUGGCCAGAGUGAGUAAGAGAAAGAGAAUGAAUUGACGCUGAAAUUAGUUUGAACCGGUUACAGGAGGGAAAGAUGACAAGCUGGAGAAAAUAGGUACACUUCUGGCUUUUGUCAACUGUUUUGUCACCUUUCCUUUCUUUUUUCUGUUAAUUUCAGUUUACCUCUUUCCUUUCCACAACAUCCCUUCAAACUGCUAACUUCUUUAUGGUUUCAGGCUCAACGCAUGCGAUACCAGGACAUGUACCAACAGCCACAACGCGCGCUCAUCGGAACCAUCGAAGCCACGAUCCGCACUGUCAACGAAGCCGAGGUUGAGCUGGAAGCAGAACCACAGAUCGACAUUCCGAAGUUCAACGACGACCUUUCCGCGAACCGCUGGAUCGACGAGCAGUUGGCGGUGAACAAAGAGAACGUGAACGAGAGACUCGCCGCGAUGGGAGCAGCCACUGCGCAAGUUGUUCAGUGGACUGCCGUCGAGGAAUACGACGAUCGCGUCGGCACGGCAAUCGCCACAAUCGGCUCCAAUCUUCCGGAUGUCAGCAGAAACGUCCGUGACAUGGGAGCAUUCAUGGAUCACGAGGAGCGCGGAGACCUCGUCGAGGCCACUCGUCUUCUGUGCAGAUCGUUCGGCGACUUCCUUACGGCCGUAAAUCCGGAAACCGGCGAGAAGCGCAACAAAGUGUUCACGGCAGCCGGUCGAGUGGGAGAGUUCUCGCAACAAGUCAUCAACACAAUGGAGCCGCCGAGCACCACUCAACGACAGUUCGACGACCAUCUGGUGCAGAAGGCGAAGAAUGUGGCGACGUCGACGGCGCAGCUUGUUCUCUGGUAGGUUCGGGGGUUCAAUCCCAUCACUCUUAUCCGCCCCUCUAUCAAGGGGGAAAUGGGGGCUAAGCUGAGACUAUCUCCCCCCGUCAUUCUGAUAUCCUGGGAGAAGAACCUGUUGUUGCGCAGGCAGCCGGGCAGCCGCACCCUUAUUCACUUGCUUACGUUAGCCUGUGUCAUCAUCAUCCGUCUAUCUGUACAUCACUCCCCUCCUUCCCAUCUAUUAUCAUCUUUUGGGUGUUACAAAAACGAAAAAGAAGGAGACUAGCCAGGCGUCUUCCUCCUUUUCGCCUUCUUUCCCUGUGAACCACUUCUCCCUUUGCUACGUGGAGAAGUUGAGAAACGAUGCGGACGAAGCAGAGGCCGAGUGUGGUGAGCGACGUGCACGUCUUCCAUUAUUAUAAUGGAACGAGUGCUCGCCCGCCGCCGAUAAGUGUCACUCUGCCGCGCAGAAGGCAUCCGCAGAGGAGUGGCAGUGUCAGCUGGUCGGGCGGCUCGAGCAGCUCCACUUCCUCGCUGUUCUCUAGAAGAAAUCACGGGUUAGAGACACUACUGUCAUCUGCCAAAUCGCUUUAAAUUCUAAUAUUUUUCAAUUUCAGCGCCAAGACCAUCUCCGCAGAAUGCAACGAAGAGCCAGAGAUCCAGGACAAGGUCAUCCAGUCGGCGACAAAGUGUGCGUUUGCCACGUCACAGCUCGUCGCCUGUGCUCGUGUCGUUGCUCCAACCAUCGACAACUCGGCUUGCCGGGAUCAGCUCGAGACAGCCGCCACCGAAGUUUCCCACUCUGUCAGCAAUCUCCUUCACGACGCCAAGUAUGCUGUCCGCCAGGAAUCCAGUCUCACAGACAUCCACACCGCCGCCCGUCAAGUCACAAGUGCUCUCGAUAGUCUUCUGGAGCACGCCAAGACGAGCCCGAAGACUGUGACACGACGCGAAGAGGAAGAGGAGUACAACGAGGUGCUCAGAAGAACGAACAGAAUGAUUGCUCACCAGGGACCGAGUGAAGACUUGACGAGAGAGGCGAAGAAGGUGAUCAGACACAGCCAGAUCCUCACGGAGCAGUUCCAACACGAGGCUCAUCAGAGACCAGAGCACCGCGACCGACUUUUGGACGCCGCCAAGAAGGUGGCUCACGCCACGUCCGAAAUGAUUCUGGCCACCGAGCAAGCCGAAUCGCAGCCGAGACAAGUCGAAUCCGAAUGGGCACUGCGUUCGGCGGCCGAGCGACUCGGUCAAGUGACGAACGAAACGACGCAAGAGCAGCAGGAGAAGCACAUUAUGCAACGACUGGAGCAGGCGGCCAAAGAGACCGCCUUCGACGCCACGCAGACGAUAUCGGCAGCGAAUGCCGCGAAAGUGAGUCCGAGCGGAAUGCGUGACUGAACUGACCGGGGCACGGGUGUGCGCAAGUGACUGGCGUGGCUUGAGCGUGUAAGACAGGGACAGACUCGGCGAAUUUUGCAGCAGAAGCAGAAAGAGCACACGCGCACCGAGACCACUGAACAGCUUCUAGUCGAUGACACUCAUACUAUCCUACGCAUUCGUUAG